AGCUAGCUGAAGCUGGUGAGGGCUGUGUAAAGGUUUCAGACAUGACGUUGAUGACGGACGAUAUAGAGUGGUAUCCCUUGCCUGAAGUGGACGACAUUCAUGACGAUGCAAGAUCAACCCAGGGAACCAUUUCAACCACAGCAAGUCAUUCUUCCACUGCCCCCUCCCUGAGCUAUCUCACUCCAGCCUCUUCUAUUGGCAGUUUCAGGUCUCGCAGUCGGCCUGAGAACAACAACCCACACAUUACUGGCACAAUUCAGCCUUACCUCAGAAGAGCCCUGAAAACUGGGAGCCAGCUGGGAAGUCACACACACAAAGGGGUAGAAUCGUCUAGAUCACAGAAGUCAAUUCCUUCUGCCUCUUCGUUUUCCACCGCAUGGAGCAUUCAGAGGGGGGAGAGUUCAGUAGCACAGGCAACUCUGUCUCUGUCUAGGAAAACCUCCUCCUCUGUCAGUUUCAAGACAGCUAGAUCGGCUUCUGCCCCAGCUCUGAAAUCAAGUCAGUCGACAGUAAACACCCACUCAGAGGGACCCAGGCUCACGUCUGUGGUGGUGACAGCUAGCAACUCACCCAGUGAUCACCGAGACAGAGAUGAGAAUUCUAACAUCGAUAGUGGAUCCACACAAUCCUCUGCUGCAGCCAGCAGUGAUGAAAGACUACACAAUAUCAUAUCCCAACCACCCACAAUUGCCCAGGGUCUAUCCUCCUCCAAGGACCUCCCUCCCAGCACUGCAAAGCCUCUGGGCACUUCCAUCACAAGCUCAGUACUCACUGCCAGCACACCGGCCACAAGCCCACUCAAACCUCUGCAUCUGCCUCCUCACCAAUCAACAUCUGGAUUUCUCACACCAGGUGGACUGAACCAAGGGACGCAGACUUCCGCUAUCUCUCCAAGCACACUGAACAACCUGUGGACCCAGUUUCUGGCUGGCAGUGGAUCAGCCGACCCUGCCAAGCAAUCCAGGGCACUCAGAAGUGUAGCCUACUCUGAGACUGGGGUUCAGACAACACCCUCACUGGCAAUUAACAAAUUUCCCUCGUGCCACCUUCAAUCAGUGAAACGAGCACCACCGCGACUGUCUCAGCUCACACUCCAAGAGUCUCUGCGGACUCUGAGGCCGGAUUUUGUCUGUCGCAGUGAGCAGCGACAGAGAGAACUGCGGAGGAACCGAGACAUCCGCAACCGUGCCCACUGCAGGGGAACAGCAGAGCUGCUCAACCACUGUCGCCCUGUCACUAGAGAGAGAGGGAAAUCUGCACGCACACCACACUUUGUUCCCAUUGACGUUACAAGAAACCGACCCAAGAUGUCUCCUGUGGAAAUGUACCGAAACAGCAAAAAAUAUUGGUGCAAGCUGCCUGAGGUGAAGCAAAAGGAACAGGAGCAGAGGAGGGAGUCUCAGGCAGCUACCAACAGACUACGUAUGAAGCUCUACCAGCAGAAAGUUCUAGAAAGAUUAAGAAAACAGAGGAAAUGAAGAAAAAACAACAGACUAGAACUCUGAUUGACUUUUUUGUAGUUAAACAGUGUCCAACAUAAACCUGGAAAUGA
Geodia barretti is the source of this 1552-nucleotide messenger RNA. The record is from the annotation of a GenBank genome assembly. NCBI's taxonomy places the organism in Eukaryota, Metazoa, Porifera, Demospongiae, Tetractinellida, Geodiidae.